Gorilla gorilla gorilla (western lowland gorilla) is the source of this 2182-nucleotide messenger RNA. RefSeq names its product ring finger protein 32 (gene RNF32). Bases 619 to 1707 code for a protein of 362 amino acids. The record is from RefSeq and is a predicted model, not a curated record. Lineage: Eukaryota; Metazoa; Chordata; Mammalia; Primates; Hominidae. Gene Ontology annotation, molecular function: protein binding. The transcript has 9 exons.
CGGAGGCGGGCGUUGCUACGGCAACGGUGGGCGGCCAGGGAGUUGCCUGAGGGAAAAGGGGCAGACGUCCCUGGGUUCCGGUGUUCCCGGAGGAGUCGAGGCACGGAGAGGCUUCGGGGGAGGGACGGAAAGAAGGGUGGCCCGCCAGGCGGGCGGGGUCCAUGGAUUCGGGGUGAGGGCCGUCCGCGGCCUCGCUUUCGCCUCCUCCGAGCCGGGCCGGCGAUGGCCGCAGCUGUGAGGCGAGGUCGGGUCCCGUAGCGGCGCGCAGCCUCCUUGGGGGACUCGGGGUCCUGGUUGGUUUCCACAGCUCCUUCUAUCUGAGGGGUACGAAUUUACGGCGGCCUAAAGCCUUAGAACAGUGAUCCCAGGUCGGCAAUUUUAGAACCCGGUAGGACCGGCUGCCAUCAGGGGCCCCAGGUGCAGGGUGGUGCCAGCUUUGAGAGGAAUGGGAGCCUCGUCACCGCGCGCUUCCUGCAUGAGUGGAACCUCAGAAAACGGUCAGCGGGGUUCAGAAGGCAGCAGAUAACACCAAGAACCCUACCAGAAGAAUAGAAGGAAGGUGAUAGGAUGUGAUGACAGAAUUUGUGAUAGCCAAGCAACAACUUUUCCUAAUUCGGCAUGUUAAAAAAUAAGGGCCACUCAUCUAAGAAAGAUAACUUGGCAGUCAAUGCAGUUGCUUUACAAGAUCACAUUUUACAUGAUCUUCAACUUCGAAAUCUUUCAGUUGCAGAUCAUUCUAAGACACAAGUACAAAAGAAAGAGAACAAAUCUCUAAAAAGAGAUACAAAGGCAAUAAUAGAUACUGGACUUAAAAAAACUACACAGUGCCCCAAACUAGAAGACUCAGAAAAAGAAUAUGUUCUUGAUCCCAAACCGCCGCCAUUGACUUUGGCACAGAAGUUGGGCCUCAUUGGGCCUCCACCACCUCCACUGUCAUCAGAUGAAUGGGAGAAGGUGAAACAGCGCUCCCUCCUGCAAGGGGACUCCGUGCAACCAUGCCCCAUCUGUAAAGAAGAAUUCGAGCUUCGUCCUCAGGUGCUGCUUUCAUGCUCCCAUGUGUUCCACAAAGCAUGUCUUCAGGCUUUUGAAAAGUUCACAAAUAAGAAAACCUGUCCUCUCUGUAGAAAGAACCAGUAUCAAACCCGAGUGAUACACGAUGGGGCCCGCCUGUUCAGAAUCAAGUGUGUGACCAGAAUCCAAGCCUACUGGAGAGGGUAUGUUGUUAGAAAGUGGUACAGAAACCUGAGGAAAACAGUACCUCCCACAGAUGCCAAGUUAAGAAAAAAAUUCUUUGAAAAAAAGUUCACAGAAAUCAGCCACCGCAUCCUGUGCUCAUACAACACCAACAUCGAAGAGCUCUUUGCAGAAAUCGAUCAGUGCUUGGCCAUAAAUCGAAGUGUUCUUCAGCAGUUGGAAGAAAAAUGUGGCCAUGAGAUCACAGAAGAGGAAUGGGAGAAGAUCCAAGUGCAGACUCUGCGCCGGGAGACCCACGAGUGCUCCAUCUGCCUGGCCCCUCUCUCCCCUGCUGGCGGUCAGCGCGUGGGCACGGGCCGGCGUUCCAGAGAGAUGGCCCUCCUGUCCUGCUCACACGUGUUCCACCAUGCGUGUCUGCUGGCACUAGAGGAGUUCUCCGUGGGAGACGGGCCUCCUUUCCAUGCCUGUCCUCUCUGCCGCUCCUGCUACCAGAAGAAGAUUCUUGAAUGUUGAAUUCAUAGUCAAGCAAAGUAAGGUAAUUCUGAGGAAAAAAGUUUACCAUCAUUUUGGAUGAACUGCAUGAGUUCUGGGUUAAGUACUACAAUGUAAUCUGUUUCCCAGGGAAAUAAGCUAUUGGUAGUUGUAGGAAAUCUUAGUAUAUUUUAAAAGCUGACAGCCCACCUAAUUUUAAUCUUUGGUCUCUAAAAAGUAAAUUUCAAAUUUAUGAGUUUAAUCACUUCAAAUAUGAAUAGCAAAAAAUGAGAGCUUGCUUACUUCUAAAAAUUGAGGUUAAGAUAUAGCUAGUGUCUGAAUGACACUCCUUAAAGUAAGUUCCAAAUGUAAAACACUCCUUAAGUUCCAAAUGUUUUCCACUAAUACUUUGUCCUAAAGCCUUUGCCAUUCCUAAUACUCGUUUUGUAAUAAUUGCUGUAUUUCUGUGUAAUAAAAUAUAAAAAUAAAAUAUUCAGUGGUAUUCAACAUCAAAAAA